AUGCCUUGCGGGACCGUGCAUCUAGUAAAAUGGGUGCGGACAAACACCACCCGAGGGGUGAAAGGUUGGUGGGUAUCAGAAAAAUGCAAGAAUACAGGGAGAUCUGCACAGUCUUCCCCGACCAAGUCACCCACCAAGUCGCCCACCAAGCAGCCUUCAGACAAGACCAUGCAUAGGUUCUCUGAGGACUUUGAUGCAAGCUACAAUGACCAAGGGGGCAUCAAUCGCAUACGACUUCCAAAUGGCCGGGGAAAGAAAAAAACAGCUAGUCCCAAUGAGUACCUCUGGCAGUGGAAGUAUAGGACCCAUGAUUAUCUGGACAUCAUGCUUCAAUGGGAGGCGCCUCCUCCAGACUGUGUAUGCUGUUUGUGCGGUGGGGAUGGGACCCAGGAGUGCCAGUGGCCAUUCCACCAUAUCAGUCAAUGGAACAGAGAUUUCUUUGAGAGGACCACUCUGACCAAGCUAGGCAUUGAGAUUCAUGCUGGCCAUGGGGGAAAGCCUUGCCAAACCUAUGACUGGGAAUGGGAGGACACGGAUGAUGAAGAUCAGUAUGCUCCUGGAACUCCAGGACCAGGUGAAGAUGCACCAUCUGCAGAAGUGCCUCCGGGAUCGCCAGAGGCUUAUGAUGGAGAACCUGAUGUAUUUGUAGAAUUGGUAUCAGGGGCAGCUGCCCAGGACUCACCGGAGGUAAACAUACUGCCUGCAGGAAUAACAGUAAUCACAGUGGUGCACACUUCAGGCAUUCAUACCAUGUCGAUAAGAUUCUGUCAAUGCCCUGAUGCCGAAACACUUGUCAAACAGCUUUUAAAAUGGGAUUGUUCCCAGCAUCUUUCACCCACCUGA
Suillus subalutaceus is the source of this 843-nucleotide messenger RNA. RefSeq lists its product as uncharacterized. NCBI's taxonomy places the organism in Eukaryota, Fungi, Basidiomycota, Agaricomycetes, Boletales, Suillaceae. Bases 1 to 843 code for a protein of 280 amino acids. The record is from RefSeq and is a predicted model, not a curated record. The transcript is spliced from 2 exons.